Triticum turgidum subsp. durum (durum wheat) is the source of this 600-nucleotide messenger RNA. NCBI's taxonomy places the organism in Eukaryota, Viridiplantae, Streptophyta, Magnoliopsida, Poales, Poaceae. The record is from the annotation of a GenBank genome assembly.
AUGGUCAAUAACAUGGAUUACAUAUUUGACGCAGAGAAGGCGAUCCCGCAGUUCGGCGGUGCGCGCGACGGCACGCGGCUCAUCCUCUUCCGCUGGAACCACGGCCACAACCAGCUCUGGCGGAUCGCCGACGCGCCGGCGGGGGGUGGACCGCCUGUGCGGGUCUCGUCCGAGUGCAACGACAAGCUCAGCCUCGCCAUCCGCGACGUUGCCGCCAUCCUCGCGCGCACCGACCUGGACGACGACACACAGGCUUUGGUGCAGAGCUUCCGGAACACCGGGCGCGUGACGGACGAGGAGGGGCGCAGCUCGUUCGCGCUGGUGAACAAGGCCACCGGGAAGGCACUGAGGCGCUGCCACGGCGACCAGAAGGUUGAAGUCGUCAGCUACAGCCUGGACUCGGUGGACGUCGCGCUGCUGUGGACGACGAGCGGCGAUCUUAGGGAAGGGUUCCAUUGCAUCCGCAGCGUCAGCAACCUCGGGUACGUCCUCGAUGCGUCGGAGGGCGAGACCACCGGGGCGCAUGAUGGGACGCCCGUCAUCUUGUUCCAGUCCCACAGCGGCGCAAAUCAGAAGUGGAAGACGACGCCGUUUCCUUGA